CCCUGUUUGCUUACCGUCGUUGAGAGGUCGCUGUCAGUGCGCAACACACUGAUGUUUUGGGGUCAGAAUAUACAGUAGUGAACACAGAAGCGCUGAGCAGCGCAAGGGGGGUGAGAGAGGAGUGAUUACGGGGCUGCUGCUUUAAUUCGAGGGUGUAAGACUCGCUAUAAAGUUUAUAAACCCGCUGUAAAUUCUAUAAACUCGCUGUUUUCGCGGGUCGUUAGCAUUUAGCUUUAGCUGUGAGUGAACAGCGAUGGAGUCGUGGGUGCGAUUCAGCGCUCAGAGUCAGGCUAAAGAGAGAGUUUUCAGGGCUGCCCAGUAUGCCUGCACUUUACUGGGCUACACACUGCAGAAAGGAGGAGCUGCUGCUGAACUACUAAAAACAAUAAAGCAGCUAGAAGCUCAUCUGAGUCUCAGCAGAAAGUUGUUGCGGUUAGGAAAUUCUGCAGAAGCCCUGGAAGCAGCUAAACGAGCAGUGCAUUUAUCUGACUGUGUGCUGAGGCUCUGCAUUACCGUUGCCCAUUUAAACAAAGCCAUGUACUUUGCCUGUGACAAUGUGCUGUGGGCUGGCAAAACUGGCCUGCUUCCUCAGCUUGACCAGAACAAAUGGAGCCAAAGAUCAUUCAGAUAUUACCUUUUUGCGCUCAUCCUUAACCUGACCCGGGAUGCCUACGAGAUCCGUCUGCUGAUGGAAAGGGAAUCUCGCAGUAUUUCAGCUAAAAGCUCUCUGGCCAGCCCUUCUGUUCUCUCUCCUGGUCCAGAGAACGGUGAGUUUUCACCUGGCUUCUCUGCUCCACCAUUCCCCGCUCUCCCCGUUCUGACGGCCCGGCUCCAGCGGCAGCUGCACCUCCUCAUUUCAGUCCUGAGAAAUAACCCUCCUUUACUUCUGGAUCUACUGAAGAAUCUGUGUGACCUUUUCAUUCCACUGGACAAACUGGACAUGUACCCCACCAGCCCGGGCUUCGUUGGAGCCUGUGGCCUCACUUCCUCCAUUCUGUCCAUCCUCACCAUUCUGUAUCCCUGGCUCAAACUCAAGCCUUGAGCAACGUGCACAUCUCUGAUGAAGCCCUACAGAUAUCUGAUAAAGUGCUGGGUCUGAACUGAGAGCUGCUGUUGACUGUAACUGGGGCUGAUGAUCGAGGGGAAGCAUGAUGGAGCCUGAAUUAAAAUUUCCCAGACAGUAAGCCCACAGGAAGUGAGGUGGUGAGGUUUUAUCUGCAUGAGUGGCUGCAAGGCGAGGGGGCAAGUGUGCGUGCGUGCGUGUUUAUACUAUGUAUGUCUGUUUGCAGUGAAAAACAUAUUGCACUAAAUUUACUUGAUCCUAAUGUGUACAUAAUUUUCACACAGUUCAAUUCAUAUAAACACUGUUAUAUAAAAUAGUAUUUAGCAGUUAUAUUUUAUUAAUGUGGAAAUUAUGAAUACAUUUUAUAUCUGUUUUAUCUGUGUGCUUUAUGUAUGAGUACUAGGGCUGCACAGUAUGGACAAUACUUGUUUUCAAAAAACCUGAAAAACGCUCAACUACCCAAUUUAAAGCCAAUUAUGAUAAUGAGACCUGCAUAGAGACAAAACUUUAUUAUUUGAAAUCCAAAUGAGUUGUGAGGUGAUAUCUUGUAAGUAAUAUUACACAUUGGUCAGCAUGUUCAGUAUAAGGCAACGAGCGAGGCCUGGUAGUGGGAGCCAGAUGGAUGUGACAUUUCCAAAAUUGUGCAGGAUUUAACAUUCCUCAGUCCACAUGUGAUGUGAUCUGUGUACCAGGAAUAUGUUAAAGAAGGCAUUACCACCCUUAGUGGACAGUGUGUUGAGUGGUAAUGAUCAUCAAACCGGCUGAAUAUCCUCCAUACAGACAAGCAACUUUUAUAUACACUUUUAAUGCAGGAGGCCCCACAUGCAUAUCCUGCUGGCAAAUCCAAACUUCUUUAGCUUUCAUAGGACAUGCAGGGGUCUGGUUCUUGUCCCAUGAUUUUUGGCAUGCAUAUGUGCAUAACCUCAUAUCUGCAGUGCAUCAGGAAAGAAGCAAACCUGAUAAUGAUUGACAUAUAUUGAUUAACGAAUGAUGUAAAAAUAGUGCAGCCCUAGUAUGUGUGUGUGUGAGUGUGUGGGUCUAUGCGGAUGAAUGGCUGUAAGCAUCUUACAUGCAUAUUUGCAUGAAUUUGUUUAUCACUUUUUCAUACACACAUAGGAGUGCUUGUAAAGCUCUGUCUGAACCCUUUGGUCAGUAGCUUAAUCCUCAGUUUGGAUGCGUUUUCCAGAAUUUACAAAUUUCCACAAGUCCAAACAAUGCCCUCAGCUGAACAAAUGUCAUUUUAAACAGAUCCUCAUUCCUUUAAAUCACCAUUAAAAACGUGAUGUGAUUUCUCUAUCAAAACAUGAUUUGGAGUGCAGUUAAGAUAUUCCAUUCAACUGUGGGCCUCCAGUAAUUGCGGUAACCAUAAAUAACCAUGACCUUAGAACUGAACUAAUGGUUAAUCUCAUUUGAGAUGUUGCGAUGCAUCUAAUUGUGUUAUUGUCUAACGAGGUAUUCUUAAUGCAGCAAAUCCAGUGUUAUUCUGCUUUAUGAUUCAGAAAUGGUGCGCUGUAUGUGUCAGUUUUAAAUCUAGUGGUGGAUCAUUCUGCUGUUAGUUGCGCUGCAUAUAAUAUACUGUGGAAAUUUUGAAAUUACAAGCUAAUUUCACUUUAUCUUUUGAAUAUAUUCAUUUUGUCUGGCAUAACUUUGCAUUAAUGUAAAGAAUGUAUGAUCUUCCUGUAGUUUUCCACUGAACUGAUUAAAAAACAAGACAUCUUAUCUGACAUGUUUGGUCAGUUGUUGAUGGUUGAAUUGUUUUCUCUGUAAAUUAUAAGCUCAUUAAAAAGCUGUAUCAAGAAGACUGCUUUUUUAAACCAGUAAAUCUUUAUCAUCUAA
Astyanax mexicanus (Mexican tetra) is the source of this 2899-nucleotide messenger RNA. It is a transcript of the gene pex11b, whose product is annotated as peroxisomal biogenesis factor 11 beta. Bases 254 to 1042 code for a protein of 262 amino acids. Gene Ontology annotation, biological process: peroxisome fission; regulation of peroxisome size. The transcript has 4 exons. The record is from RefSeq and is a predicted model, not a curated record. Lineage: Eukaryota; Metazoa; Chordata; Actinopteri; Characiformes; Acestrorhamphidae. Gene Ontology annotation, cellular component: peroxisomal membrane.